UUUGUCCCACAUUUAGUUUGUUGGCUUUUCGUAAGUCAAAAUUUAAUUUGAAAUCAGGAACUGUGAGUAAAUACGAUCAUGACAUUGUGACAGCUUUUAGCGCAUGACAGAUUUUCACAUUUAAAGGACCAGUGUGUAGGAUUUAGUGACAUCCAACAUUGAAAUUGGAAAUUGCAACUAACUGAACACUCCUCACAUCUGUAUUUGACGACCUGUGAAUGAGCAUGAGCUGUGAAGUGUCUAAAACUAGUGUUUGGUUUGUCCAUUCUGGGCUACUGUAGAAACAUGGCAGAGUCCAGAUUCUUAUUUUCAGGUGAUUAUACACUAUUGAAAACAUACCUAUGAAUAUUAUAUUAAAGAUCCUUUUAAGUAUUACAGACUGGACCUUUAAGCCUUUACAGAAAAGUAUUGAUAUUUAAUACUCUGCCCAUAAAAAGUAAAUUUUAGAAUUCAGGGGGCCAAAAAUGGCUAACAUACAUGCUAAUAUGGGUGAUAAUGGCAACCUCAGAAACACCAGAUUUGCUAUACAGUGAGCUAAAUUUUAUAUCUUAAUUUAGUUCCAAAAUUAGUGCAAAAUCAAUUUAUUCAUUCUUAAAGGUAAGGAGGGAAAAAAUUCCAAAGCUCUUCUACCUGCUCACUGGUGUCUCCCUUGUUCUUGCCAUGCACUUUUUACCGUAACCCUGUUGAUCUAGAUAGGCAUGGGCUUCACCUGUUUGUGCUCAAUUGGCACAGCCAGUAACUGGAAGGAAGAUCACUGAAUAUACUUUCAUCAAAGCAGCAGAAUUUCCAGAGGAAUGACAAAUGUAUUGGCAGCAUGCAGCAGUCUGACAACUGUUAUUUUUUCACUCCAGCUGCUAGAGCUGCUCGACAGGUCUUACAAUACUUCAUCUGUUUACGAAACGUGAGCUCUCGUCAGGACAGUUUUACUGUAUUCAUAGUUUCUGGUCACAGCGGAUUUCACUCCAACAGGCCUGAACAAAAACAACCAAUCAGUGCAGUGAAUGAUAAAAAGACGCUUUGGAUUGGAGGCUUAAAGAUAGUUUAUUGUUGAGUCUCAUUCAUUUUACUACUUUGCACUUCUGGUUGAUGCUAACUGCAUUUCGUUGUUUUGAACCUGUGCUUGCAAUGACAAUAAAGUUGAAUUGAAUCAAAUCAAAUCUAAUUGGUUGUUUUCAUCCAGGCCCGUGGAUUCUUGUAAAUACCAUUAGGACCACUAAGAGGAGCCAGAGGUAGAAUUUCAGACAUGCACUCAUAUUCUACAAGACACUUUAAGGACUUUAAUCUUCUGUAUUGUUAGACAGGAUCAUCUCUUUGGAAUAAUCUACUUCCCUCACUACAAUCAAUAUCUACAUUAUCUUUGUUAAAAAAAAAAACAUCUCUUACAUUUCUCUAAUUAGCAAAGAUUCACAACAAUGAAUCUCAAUAAAAUGUAUAUCAUCUGGUGAACGUUAUUAUGGUAAAAUAUUGUACAUUUCUAUCAAUUGGGUUUCAGCUGAUUUAAUGUAUCUCUGUUUUUAUCUUUUUAAAGUAUGAUAAUAUUUAUAAAGGGGAGGUAUCUUCAUAAAAUGGAUAUUGAUAAUGGAGUGCAUGGUGAAAUAAUGGGAGCUGCAGGUUCCUUUGAAUUCAGGUGUAGUCAAAAACAUUAACUCAUACAGAUUCAGUCAUUACACAUGAAUUAUGUGUAAAAUAAGUACCCAGCAGAAAGGACUGUUCCUUUUUACACAAGUAUAUUGUGUAACUUUCCUCCUUGUCUCUUUGAAUUCAAACUUUGCUCCACCCCAUUACUUUUCACAAGAUGUUUUUGUCUUAAAGCAGAAGUUGCUUAGGAAAACCCCACUGCGUCACCAAGAUCUAUAAGAGCUGCUGGGCAAGCCUUGUCUAAGCAGAGAGAAAAGACAAACACAUGACAAAGUCGUGGAACUACAAACAAAAAGACUGCUGCACUGAGAACAGGAUUCUUGUUGACUUGUGAACUAGAUACAAGGACACCAUGGUGGACCAGCUAACCUUUGCCCAGGAGAACCGGGAGCGGAUCCAGGCUGUUGAAAACUCAUUCGGCGGGUCGGGGAAGCCCCUGUCCCAGCCGGGUCGGGUACUGAUUGGAGAGGGCCGGCUGAUGAAGCAGAGCCGCCGGGGGCCACAGCCUAAAGCCUUCUUCCUCUUCAACGAUGUGCUGGUGUACGGCAGCAUCAUUCUCAACGGCCGCUGGCACAAAAGACAGCAGAUAAUCCCUCUAGAGGACAUCCAGCUGGAGGACUUGGAGGAUGGUGUGAGAAUGAGGAACCAAUGGCUGAUCCGCACACCACGCAAGUCUUUUUACGUGGCAGCCUCCUCGUAUGAAGAGAAGCGAGCCUGGAUUGAGCACAUUGAAGACUGCCAGUCCCGACUGCUGGAAAGCAGUGGCCGCACGCUGGGGUCCAAAUAUGCUGUCACCUGGAUUCCGGACCAGGCCUCCGCUGUCUGCAUGCGCUGCUCCAACAAGUUCACUGUGACCCAGCGUCGUCACCACUGCCGGAAAUGUGGCUUCGUGGUCUGCGGUGCGUGCUCCAAGAAGCGGGCGCUGAUCGGACACAUUCACCCGACCAAGGGUUUGAGGGUCUGCAAAGUGUGUCACUCCAGUCUUUCGAGGAGGGAGUCAAAGGAAGAGGCCCAAGAGACGUCUCGCGUAAGGGGAGACAGCACCGGGAAGACGGGCUCAGAUGAAGAUGAAGUGGAGGGGCCCAGUGAGGAAGAGGAGGCAGAAGAGCAGAUGGAGGACCAUGACCCCAGCAGGUGGGUGGACUCCUGGUCCCCCUAUGUCUACCUCAAACCAGAGCAUGUGAGGCCCUAAACAUAGGCACAUUAGGAGUCCCUCAGAAAUGACCUUUGGACUUUUAUAUGGACACAGUGAUAAUGCAGCUUUGCACAGUAGAAGCAAGUUAAACAUAGCACAACAAGACAAUAAUGUAAUGUAAAGUGUUUUGUACAUUCUGUAUUUAUUGAUGUGAAUAGAAACACUAUUGCUGUGAAGUCGUCACUUUAUGAUCUCUGAAGAAGUCUGUGUGUCCUCAGAGGAUUUUUAGGUAGAACUCAAUCUGCCUCAGUAUAUUUUUUAUUUAUUUAUGUCAAACACGUGUAUAUGUCAGUGUUUUGUACAUUUGGAUUGAACAUCUGCCUCACAUCUGUCUUUAAAAUGAACUAUGGAAAAUAAAACACUUA
This is a messenger RNA of Morone saxatilis (striped sea-bass), 3198 nucleotides long. It is a transcript of the gene plekhf1, whose product is annotated as pleckstrin homology domain containing, family F (with FYVE domain) member 1. Bases 1991 to 2830 code for a protein of 279 amino acids. The transcript is spliced from 2 exons. The record is from RefSeq and is a predicted model, not a curated record. Gene Ontology annotation, molecular function: phosphatidylinositol binding; metal ion binding. Lineage: Eukaryota; Metazoa; Chordata; Actinopteri; Moronidae.